GUAGCGCUGAGCAUGUGACAGUCAGCUGACUCGUCACCGGAAAAGCAUCAAAACACCAACAAGUUGUGCCUUUUUCUUCAAUAUUCCUCUCAAUAGAUUAAUUACGAAUGGAGUCGACACUGGAGCAACACCUCGACGACACCAUGAAGAAUCCAGCAGUGGUCGGCGUUUUAUGUACGGACGAGCAAGGACACAACCUGGCAUGCCGCGGCUCGCUGUCAGACGAGCACGGGGGCGUCGUGUCCGUUUUGGCCAAACAGGCCGCCGCCCUCACCCGAGACCCGACGGACACGCCCACCGUGUGCCUGGAGUCCGACUCCGGCACCAUUUUGGUGAGGAGUCAUGGGACUGUCACGGUUGCCGUUCACAAGAUUUCCUCCUGAAAGCAACUUGAAAAGAAACUGGACAGUAAAUAACUGCAAUGUUUUUUUUUUUUUUUUUUUUGUUCCAAACACGUCGGUCUUUGCCCGCUCAAGUGGGCCAGUCUGUAAUUGUUUUAAUAUGUGCUUCUUUCUGAAUGAACUUGAUCAUGAUUGA
Messenger RNA from Hippocampus comes (tiger tail seahorse), 537 nucleotides. RefSeq names its product late endosomal/lysosomal adaptor, MAPK and MTOR activator 5 (gene lamtor5). Gene Ontology annotation, molecular function: guanyl-nucleotide exchange factor activity. Gene Ontology annotation, biological process: positive regulation of TORC1 signaling; cellular response to amino acid stimulus; negative regulation of apoptotic process. Gene Ontology annotation, cellular component: Ragulator complex; cytoplasm; lysosome. The record is from RefSeq and is a predicted model, not a curated record. The coding region runs from base 108 to 383 and encodes 91 amino acids. The transcript has 4 exons. Lineage: Eukaryota; Metazoa; Chordata; Actinopteri; Syngnathiformes; Syngnathidae.